GCUUUCUCCGUGAGUGAUUUCAACAGAUUUUCUUUUCUCACGAAAUACGGAAGUGAGAGCAGACGAAACAAACAUGGCAGAAGGAGGCAGUAAUGAGACUGUCAGCGAAAAGGCGAACAAACUUCGAGAAUUAUUUCUUUCGAAGCAUUCAGGAGAUAUUGAAGCUGGACAUUACGAUGACAGAGAUGUUAAAAAGUUCCGGGAAGAUGAUGCCUAUGUUGCCUCCUUCAUCAGAUACUAUGAAACACUUCAAGACGCAUCUAAUCAUCUACAUGAGUCACUCAAGUUCCGCCUUGAAUUUGGAGUCAAUGAUGUAACAGAGGAUAAUUUCCCCCAGGAAAUGUGGGAGACUGGUGCAAUGUAUUAUCAUAACCAUGACAAAGAUGGACAUCCUAUAUUGUAUAUUCAAGUAAAACAGCAUGUAAGAGAUGCACAGUUGCUACCUACAAUUAAGAAGUGGUUUGCCUUUCACCUGGAAAAACAGUAUCGAAAGGAUCCUGAUUCGACUGUUGUGAUUCUCUUUGACCUGGAUGGUGCUGGUUUAUCGCAGAUAGAUAUGGAGUUUGUGAAGCACAUCAUCAACAGUUUCAAAUUAUACUACCCAAAACUUCUAGAAUAUAUGUUAGUGUAUGAGAUGCCAUGGUUGUUUAGUGCUGCAUGGAAACUGAUCAAGCAGAUGUUAAAUGCCGAGUCUGUCAAGAAGAUAAAGUUUGUAACAAAGGCAAAUGUUCAGGAAUACAUCAACAAGGAUCAGCUCCUGGGACAUAUGGGUGGCACAGAUACUUUUGUAUAUAAAUAUGAGCCACCCUGUUUUGAUGCUGGAGGUGGAGGUGACGAGGCAGAUGAACCUGAUGGGGAAUCUGCUGGCAAAAAGAAGGCUGAUACUAAGCCUAAGGUGACAUUUGCAGAAGAGGAAAAUAAGAUCUACAAAAGUCUCAGUAAUGACAGCCUAAGUACAGAGAAAUUGAAUGGAAAUAACAACAGUAACACUAAUAGCAUUUUACGGGAAAGGCGAGGUCCCCCACCCAAACAUAAAAAGCGAGGAAAUAGGGAAGACAACUCUUACAUUGGCCGACUACUUACUAUAAGUCCAGCAGAAGAGCUAGAGUUUGUGAUAGAGGAAGGAGUGAAGGAAGCCUCUGAUAUAAUUACUUUGAAAAACACCCUGCCUUAUACCAUAGCCUACAAGGUGAAGACAACAUCUCCAGAGAAAUACCGUGUACGACCAAGUUCAGGCCUUAUCAAGUCAGGGACCGAAACAGAAGUCAUGAUACAUUUACAGCAGGGCUAUCAAAACACUGUGCACAAAGACAAAUUUCUGAUCAUGGCAAUGGAAGUGGCCAAUGAAUCAAAUAAAUCAUUUUCAGAACUUUGGAAAUCUGUUCAGAAAGAUUCCAUAAUGGAACAUAGGUUGCGCUGUGUGGCAUCGACAAGCAAAGAAUCAACGGGUAAUCUUGGUGGUGGAUUCAAGACUGGACCAGCCAAUCAAGCUGUAUCUGAUCUAUCAAAAAAGGUUGACAGCCUUGUGGAGUACAAUAGACAUCUACACAAAACAAUGAAGUGUUUGCUAGUUUCUCAGGUGAUCUUAGUGACUCUGUUGUUAGUGGUUGUUAUAAUGACAUGGUACUCUUGGAGUGGGAGCACACAGACACCAAUUGAUAGUGUUGCCGCUGAAGUAUGCUCGCAAACUUGCAACGUAUGAUGGAAGUUGUCCCAAAAUCAGCGAAAAUGACAUUUUAUUUUUGUACAGAUGUAUUUUAAGAACACUGUUGUGUUUGAGACACAAAUGGUCCAAGUGAUUUUUAGCUUGACUAUUCGAAAAAUAAGUAGAGCUAUCCUACUCACCACAGCGUCGGCGUCACACCUUGGUUAAGUUUUUCGUACCAGUCCACAUUUUGACAAAGUCUUUUGAGAUAAAGCUUUGAAACUUUCAACACUUAUUUACCAUCACCAUGGCCAGUUAUAGGCAAGAGUACAUAACUCCAUCA
Messenger RNA from Mercenaria mercenaria, 1988 nucleotides. Its product is annotated as motile sperm domain-containing protein 2-like. NCBI's taxonomy places the organism in Eukaryota, Metazoa, Mollusca, Bivalvia, Venerida, Veneridae. The record is from RefSeq and is a predicted model, not a curated record. The coding region runs from base 74 to 1702 and encodes 542 amino acids. The transcript is spliced from 17 exons.